AUGGUUGGAAAAAUGCCAAUUUCAACUAGUACAAUUGUUCCAAAGAACAACAAUAAGAAGAAACAAAAAAAUUCAACAUCGUCAAAUAAUGAAAUGCAUUUGAAAAAUUUUCGAAAGACACAAGCUUGUGAUAGAUGUCGUUUGAAAAAAGUCAAAUGUGAUGGUUUAAAACCAUCAUGUUCAAAUUGUGCAAAAGUUAAUUUUGAAUGUACUCGUGGUGAUAAAUUAGCUAGAAGAGGUAUUCCAAAAGGUUAUACAGAAUCUCUUGAACAAGAAGUUGUAAGAUUACAACAAUUAUUAUCUUCACAACAACAAACUACGAAGACUUUUGAUCACAAUUUGCAAAAUUCAAAAGAAAACAAUGAAUUAGCUUUAUCAUUUAUUAAUGAUAAUUUUCAUAAAUUUGAAAACUAUUCUGUUAAAGUUGAUGAUAAUAGACAAACCUUUUUAGGUCAUAGAACUUGGAAUAAAAUUUUUCAUAUUGAUAAUGAUAUACUAAAUACAGAGAAUGAAACUCAUAAAUUUGAUGAUUUUGAACCAAUUUUAAUGACUUUAAUGAAACAACAAUUAAAAUUGAAUGGAAAUAAUUAUGUUUUCCCACAAUUUUUAAUUAAUCAAUAUCGAAAUGAUACUUAUAUAAUUAAAUCUCAAUUGAUUCAAGCUGUAAGACAAUUUUUCCUGUCUAUUAAUUCGCUUAUUCCAAUAUUAUAUCCUUUUGAUAUAUUAGAAACUUCUUUAAUUGAUAUGAUUGUAACAGCUAGUCAACAAACUGAUCAAUUAGAAAUUAAUACAACAAAACCACCACUAUUAAAUUUAUUAAUUUUACAGUAUAUUAUUCAAAUGAAUUGGAAUUGUUAUGAUAAUAUGAUUUUAUAUCAAUUGACAAAAUUAAUUCUUAAUGCAAAUGUUUCAGAUAUUAAUACUGUACAAUGUCUUAACCUUACAAUUUAUUAUUUUAUGGGAUAUUGUCCUACCUUAAAUACACCAUUACAACAAGCCAUUGUAAUAGAUUUAAUUAAUAUGAAUUAUUCAAAAUGUCUUUCAAUGGCUUUGUAUAUUAAUCCAAAAAAUUUACAUGAAGUACCAAAAGGUAAUAUACGGCAUUUAAAGAAGCAAAAUAUAAAUAAUGAUGAGAAUGAUUCAAUUUAUAAUGUUACAUUUUGGUGUUUCCAAUUUUUAAGCUCUUGGUGGUCAUUGAUUCAAGGUUUACCAAAAGUUAAUUUCUUAAUAGAUGAAUUUCAACCAAAGGAACUAAAGAUUCCUAUCUUGAAAUCUUUUUCAUUAUUAGUAGAUUUGGUUGUAAAAUCUUUAGAUGGUACAAAUUUACAAUUAAUAUUAGAAUCGACUGAACGUUCGAAAUUGGUAUUAACAAUUGAAAAUUUUAGAAACCAAUUAACAAAUUAUAAAUUAUAUCAUAAUUAUUUUGAUCACGAUCAAAAUGAUCAAGAAUUAUUAUCUAAUAAUAUCUCCACAAAUAAACAAUUAAUGUUAGAAAAAUCAGAAUUUAUUGAAAUUAACUUAACUUUGUUUUAUUUAGUAUUAACUUUGAUUGCAGAAUUAGAACCAGGGAAAAGUCUAUAUAAAGAUAACAGAAACAACAUUAAUAGUAAAGAGAAUAAUAAUAACAUGGCUAGCUCUAAAAAUUUACAAGGAAAAAAUGAUUCGAUAGAAGAAGUAUGUUAUGAAAUAUUGACAUUAUAUUACUUAUUGAUAUUACAUUUCAAUUCUUUGAACAAUAAUUCUGGAAAUAUAUCACAUCAACCAUUAAAAUUUAAUUUAUUCCACUUUUUACCAAUUUCUAAUGUCGAUCUAAUUAAUACUUGUGAAAGCAUACUAUGUGAUUGGUCGGAUAGAAUGUCACAAAUGAUGGUCCCUGGGUCGGAUGAUGUAACUAAUAAGAAGAUUUUGAAAAAUCAAUAUUAUUGGAAAUUUAAUAAAUUUAAACAAUUUUUAAUUAAAUGGUCUUUAUUAUGGUAUCAAAGUGAUAUAAUGACAUUAGAGAAACAACCUUUUAUAAAAUCUUUUAAUAUUGAUCUUUCGAUAUUUAAAGUCAAUGAACAUUUCCAAGUGGCAACAACUCCAACUAUGUAUUUAAAACAAAUAUCUGAUUUUAAUGAUUCGAAUUUUAAUUUAACUUAUAAUAAUUCAUUGAUCAGAACCAAUUCAAAAGUAAUAAUGGAACAAUUUAACAUGUUUACUGGAUCAAAUAACAAUAAUAAUAAUGGUGCCGGGACUGUUAGUAAUAGUCGAAAUUUAUCAACAUUAUUUAAAUCUCUUACAACUCCAAAACUAGAAGAAAUUAAUAGUAAUUUAUUCUUACCCACAGCAACAACAAAUGACACAGGUACUCAAGCCCAACAGGAUUUUGUAAUAAAUGAUCCAAAUCAGCCAAAUCCUUUGUAUCUAUUAUCACCAUUAUUGGUUGGUAGUCAUGAAGACACAGACGAUGGAUAUGCUGAAGAUGAUGAUGAAGGAUCUUGUGAUAAUAUGGAACCUCUAGAGAUUCCCUUUAAGACUAAAAGACGCACAGCAUCAUUAUUCCAGCAUCAUCAACAUCAGGUUGCUCCUCCAACUCAACAGCAACACAAUUAUGUUCAAAAUGAAAAUACAAAACCAAAUCAGCUUAAUGUCAAGAGUUUACUAUCUCCUAUUGCUGCUGGAUCCUCUACUUCAUUGAAUGCAGAUGUAGGAAUAGAUCUUCCUUUGAACACAUCAAAUACUCAAAAGAAACGUAAGAUUGAUCAAACUGGGUAUUUAUUUUAUCCUCGUGGAGAAGAUGAAAAUGGGAUACUCUCUCAACAACAGUCACCUACAUUGCCAUUACCUCGUACUAAUUCUAUAUUAAGUUCAAGAGUAAUGCCACCGCCUUUCCCUGGAACAAGUAUAACGAGUAUAUCACAAUUACUCAUUCCAUCAGAUGGAGGUAACAGUCAAACAAAUAAUAAUUCCACUAAGAAUAUCUCUGGUUUACCAAGAUUGACAGAAGUAGAAACACCCAAGAAUUUUGUUAAUAUGUUACUCUUACCAUCGAGUCUAUCAGCUUCUACAACGGCAGUAAAUGAGCAAGAAUCUUUGAAGGAUGGAAAUGAUAAAAAAAGAAAAUAA
Molecule: messenger RNA, 3105 nt
Organism: Maudiozyma saulgeensis
Lineage: Eukaryota; Fungi; Ascomycota; Saccharomycetes; Saccharomycetales; Saccharomycetaceae
Source: the annotation of a GenBank genome assembly